Messenger RNA from Prunus persica (peach), 2892 nucleotides. RefSeq lists its product as uncharacterized. Gene Ontology annotation, molecular function: nucleic acid binding; zinc ion binding. The record is from RefSeq and is a predicted model, not a curated record. NCBI's taxonomy places the organism in Eukaryota, Viridiplantae, Streptophyta, Magnoliopsida, Rosales, Rosaceae. The transcript has 2 exons. Gene Ontology annotation, biological process: DNA integration. The coding region runs from base 1 to 2892 and encodes 963 amino acids.
AUGGCGUCGUCUCCGUCCAUCAAGAUUGAAGGUCUCUUGGGUAUGGUUACUAUUCGUCUUGGUGAUGAUAAUUUUCUUAAGUGGAGUUUUCAGAUUGAAUCUCUGCUCCAAGGCUAUGAUCUCUUUGGCCAUUUUGAUGGCUCGCUUGUGCCUCCCCCCAAAUUUGCGAUUCUUAAUGAAAUUGGUGUUACUUCUGAGGUCACGGCUGCUUAUAGGGAUUGGUUGCGUACUGACAAGUCUCUCUUGAGUUUUCUGAUUGCCACUCUCUCUGAUGAGGCAUUGGAAUAUGUCAUUGGCAGCAAGAUUGCUCGCGAGGCAUGGCUUCAACUUUCUGACCGCUAUGCUACUGUAUCACGGGCUCGAAUUAAUCAUCUCAAGACUGAGCUGCAGACUGCUCAGAAAGGUGCCGCCUCCAUUGAGCGGUUUCUUCUUCGCCUUAAACACAUUCGUGAUAAGUUAUCUUCUGCUGGGGUGCCAAUUUCAGAUGAUGAUUUUAUGAUCACCGUCUUAAAUGGGUUGCCUUCGGAGUAUGACAUGAUCAAGACAGUUCUCAUUGCUCGUGACUCGGUGAUCUCCCCAAAAGAUUUUCGUGCUCAAUUGCUUGCUGCGGAACAGACUGAGGAUGCUCGGAUUCACACUCACCAUGCUCUGUAUAUGUCUUCUACCUCUUCUCCCGGUCAGGUGUUGCAGCAUCCUUAUUCUUCUUCUACUGGUAUGGGUUUACUUCCCACUCCUUCUGUUGCCUAUAUGGGUUCUCAAGAUGCUUCUGGUUUUCAUAAUAGAGUCUCUGGUUCUCAAUCCUUCUCUGGCAAUGGUCGAGGUUUUUCCUCUGGUAAUGGUAGAGGUUUUGCCUCUGGACGUGGUCGUUUUUCACAUACUCGGCAUCCAAGUUCCGAUUUUCAUGGCAGGUUUUCUGGUGGUUCAGCUUCUAAAUUCUCUGUUGUUCCGGAAUGCCAGAUUUGUGGCAAACGUGGCCACACUGCUGUGAAUUGUUAUCAUCGUCAUGGUGAUGACAGUUCUAAACUUUCUAGGUCAAUCAUUGCUUGUCAAAUUUGUGGUAAGAGGGGUCAUGGUGCUUUGGAUUGCUUCCAUCGCUCAAAUUAUGUCUAUCAAGGUCAAGCUCCUCCAUCCACUAUCUCUGCUAUGGCAGCUCACAGUUCUUAUAUGCCUACACAUGGUUAUGCUCCAAUGCCAACUCCUUCGAGACAAGAGAUGGCAGACCAUGUUUGGAUUGCAGACAGUGGAGCUUCCCAUCAUAUGGUUGCUGAUGUGUCUACUCUGCAUGAUGUUACCCCCUGUGAGUCCAUUGAUCAAGUGACUGUGGGGAAUGGGGAAGGUUUGAAUAUAACAAAUAUUGGCACUACUGCUUUGUCUUAUGCUUCUACUUCUCUUAAAAUGCCUUCUGUUUUUCAUGUUCCAAAGCUCUCUGCCAAUCUUUUAUCUGUGAAUCAGUUAUGCAAAGAUAAUCAUUGUAUCAUAAGCUUUGAUUCUACUGGUUUCUGUAUACAGGACAAGACAACAAAGGCAAUUCUUCUAAAGGGCUCUAGCCAUAAUGGCUUAUAUCCUAUACCAUGUAAAGUUAUGUCAGCCCGGUUCUCGUCUUCCAGUCCAACAGCUUAUCUUGGUCAGCGUGUGGGUUCUACUACAUGGCAUCAAAGAUUGGGUCAUCCAACAAAUGAGGUGGUUAAGCUUAUGCUUAAAGAUUCCAACAUGGUUGUUUCAGAAGAUGCACAAUUUGAUUUGUGUCCUUCAUGUCUUCAAGGAAAGAUGCGCAGGCUGCCUUUUUCAAGUAUUCAUGUUAAGACAGAAAUUCCUUUUUCUAAGAUACAUAGUGAUGUCUGGGGCCCUUCACAUUUUAAGUCCAUUCAUGGCUUUCGAUAUUUUGUACUCUUCUUAGAUGAGUGUACUAGCUUUGUAUGGAUAUAUCCCCUUUUUAAUAAAUCUGAGGUGUUCUCCAAAUUUCUCAAAUUCUUUGCUUUGAUUCAGACUCAGUUUAAUGCUAAAAUUCAUCAUUUUCAGAGUGAUAGUGGUGGCGAGUAUAUUAGCAAACCAUUUACUGACUUUCUUGCCAAUCAUGGUAUUUUGCAUCAGUUUACAUGUCCAUACACCCCACAGCAAAAUGGUAUGGCUGAGAGGAAAAACAGACAUGUUGUGGAGACUGCUCUAACUCUUCUGACUGCUGCUAAUAUGCCUGGACAGUUCUGGUAUUAUUCUCUUGCACAUGCUGUCUACUUAAUAAAUAGAAUGCCAAGUCAAGCCUUAAAGCAUCAGGCUCCUUAUUUUCGAUUGUACGGCAAGCAACCAGAGUUACAAUUUUUGAGAAUAUUUGGCACUGCUGUAUAUCCAUAUCUCAGACCUUAUAAUGUGCAUAAGUUUCAACCUCGAACCACUCAAUGUUUCAAAUAUGCUAAAGAGUUGCUUCACAAAGCUGGGAUGAACUCUUGUCGAGCCUGCUCAACUCCAUGUAAACCGCAUACGCAGGUGUUAAGAGAUUUUGGUGAAGUAUUACCUGAUCCAACAUUGUUUAGGAGCAUUGUAGGGGCUCUCCAAUAUUUGACUUUUACUAGACCAGAUCUUGCUUAUUCUGUCAACUCAGUGUGCCAAUACAUGAAUCAACCUACUGAUCUUCAUUGGCAUUUGGUGAAAAGGAUACUCAGAUAUGUGCAAAGUACUCUAGCAUUUGGCCUGAGUUUUACAGCUGGUGAUAUGAAUCUCUCUGCAUAUAGUGAUGCCGACUGGGCAGGGGACAUCAAUACUCGCAGGUCUACAACAGGUUUUGUGAUAUUUUUGGGCAGCAAUCCUAUAUCUUGGCAAUCAAAGAAACAAGGCUCUGUUUCCAGAAGUUCUACAGAGGCAGAGUACAGGGCUCUAGCCAAUACUACUGCUGAUUAG